Capsicum annuum is the source of this 1681-nucleotide messenger RNA. Its product is annotated as enoyl-[acyl-carrier-protein] reductase, mitochondrial. Gene Ontology annotation, molecular function: trans-2-enoyl-CoA reductase (NADPH) activity. The record is from RefSeq and is a predicted model, not a curated record. Gene Ontology annotation, biological process: fatty acid metabolic process. Lineage: Eukaryota; Viridiplantae; Streptophyta; Magnoliopsida; Solanales; Solanaceae. Gene Ontology annotation, cellular component: mitochondrion. The coding region runs from base 133 to 1317 and encodes 394 amino acids. The transcript is spliced from 11 exons.
AGUCUAGCAAGUUGAUCUGCCAUUUGCCAAACGCCCAAGGAAUCUAGCACGUUCGACAUCCAAACAAAACGGCAUCGUGUCUUAGUUUCACGAGAAAUUCAAAAACAUAGCUCAUUUUCUCAGGUACCGUAAAUGGCGACUGCUAGAAUUGUACAUGGAAUUUCACCAUUCUCCCGAUUCCUCCACCUCCACCUCCACCUCCGUCGUCGUACUUUAACCUCCGCAGUACGGCCUUAUUUCGCCGCCACAUCGCCGCCUUCUACCGCCGUUAUAUACGAUCAACACGGCUCUCCUGAUGUUGUCACUAGGUCAAAAUGUAGAAGUUUGAAUCCCGAAUAUCCAGCUGUGCCACACAAAUUGGAAUGGAGGGAAGUGACAGAGCUUCCACCAGUGGAAAUUAAAGACAAUGAUGUGUGCGUUAGAAUGCUUGCGGCUCCGAUCAAUCCUUCUGAUAUUAAUAGAAUUGAAGGAGUGUAUCCUGUCCGGCCACCAAUACCUGCAGUUGGGGGAUAUGAAGGGGUUGGAGAAGUACACACCAUUGGCUCUGCAGUUAAGGGUCUUUCCCCUGGAGAUUGGGUUAUCCCUUCUCCACCUUCUUCAGGGACAUGGCAGACCUACGUCGUGAAAGAGCAAACUAUGUGGCAGAAAGUUGAGAAAAGCACCCCGAUGGAGUAUGCUGCGACUAUUAUUGUCAAUCCUUUGACUGCCUUGAGAAUGCUUGAGGACUUUGUUGCAUUAAAAUCAGGGGACACUAUUGUGCAAAACGGUGCUACCAGCAUAGUGGGGCAAUGUGUUAUUCAACUAGCUCGACUUCGUGGGAUUCAUAGCAUCAAUAUCAUUAGAGACAGGGUAGGAUCAGAUGAAGCAAAAGAAAAUCUCAAGCAACUAGGUGCUGAUGAAGUUUAUACUGAAAGCCAACUGGACGUGAAGAAUGUCAGAGGUCUCCUGGGCAAUAUACCUGAACCAAUUUUGGGUUUUAACUGCGUUGGUGGCAAUGCUGCUUCAUUGAUUCUAAAAUUCCUGAAGCAAGGUGGCACUAUGGUGACAUAUGGGGGGAUGUCAAAGAAACCGAUAACUGUAUCUACUUCGUCCUUUAUAUUCAAGGAGCAUACCUUGAAAGGAUUCUGGCUACAGAGGUGGAUGAGUUCAGACAAAACUGAAGAACGCCAAUCCAUGAUAGAUUAUCUUUUGGGCCUAUGUCGAGAUGGGAAAUUGAAAUACGAGUUGGAGAUGGCACCAUUUGAUGAUUUUCAUACUGCUCUUGAAAAGGCUAUGGGAAAGAGAGGAAGGCAACCAAAACAAGUUCUUAAAUUCUGAUGGCACCAUUUGAUGAUUUUCAUGCUGCUCUUGAAAAGGCUAUGGGAAAGAGAGGAAGGCAACCAAAACAAGUUCUUAAAUUCUUAGUCAUCGGUACUUAGCUUUGAUCUAAAACUAGUGCUAGUAUGAAAAUUACUCUAAUUUGAGUGAUGCAAUCAUAACUGUACUGUAUAAUCAUAUAUAGUUAUUCGCUUGGAAAAUCACGUCAUCGCAGAUAGGUCGUAUAGGCAGAGUUACCUUUGUUACUGCGGACCUUUUUUUGUGAAAUCGAGUUGAGGUCCGCUGGCAUGGGGGAAUCUAUUGAACGCUAUGUAAGAAAUUGAAGUAGCAAUUGGGGAAAUUUUUCUGAUAAUCUUUUUAUUGA